AUGAAGCCCAACACUCAGGCUUCCUUCGGCACUGCCACGCCGCACGUGACUCACUUUCACCGCUCAACUCUCUCACGUGCCACGCCUUCCCAAACUCAUCCUAAACGCCGCCGUUUCAACCUAUCUCUUCCCCAUUCCAACCGUAUAAUCGCGGCUCGGAAAACCGAACACUACGACGGGAGCGAUGAAGUGAGUGAAUCCGAAUGGUCUCGAGCUCGAAGCAACCGGCGAGGUGUGCUGGUGGCGCCGUUUCUAGCCGUUGGCGCUUCGUUCUUGCUAUCUGCGGCGUCGACGAGGGCGGAGGAGGAGGAAAAGGUGACGCCGGUGGAGGUAACGGUUGUGAAACAGGAGGAGGUGAAGAAGAUAGAGGAGGAAGUGAUAACUUCGAGGAUUUACGAUGCGACGGCGAUUGGUGAACCGUUGGCGAUAGGGAAAGAGAAAGGGAAAGUGUGGGAGAAGUUGAUGAAUGCUAGGGUUGUUUAUUUGGGGGAAGCUGAACAGGUUCCGGUUCGAGAUGAUAAAGAAUUGGAGCUUGAGAUUGUGAAGAAUUUGCAUAAGCGUUGUGUUGAGAUUGAUAAGCGUUUAUCUUUGGCUAUUGAAGCCUUUCCCUCUGAUCUCCAGGAACCGCUCAAUCAGUAUAUGGAUAAAAAGAUAGAUGGAGAAACCUUAAAGACUUAUACGGCGCAUUGGCCGCCUGGACGGUGGCAGGAGUAUGAACCUAUUCUUAGUUACUGUCGUGAAAAUGGAAUUCGUCUUGUUGCUUGUGGUACUCCACUGGAGAUCUUAAGGACUGUCCAAGCAGAAGGAAUUAGUGGGCUAACGAAGGCUGAACGUAAUUUAUACUCACCUCCAGCUGGUUCUGGCUUCAUAUCAGGCUUUACUUCUAUGUCGCGAAGAUCAUCACUGGAUAAUACUCCAAAUCUGUCGUUUCCUUUUGGUCCAAGCUCAUAUCUAUCUGCACAGGCUAGAGUAGUUGACGAGUAUACUAUGUCCCAGAUCAUCUUACGCAGUAUGCUUGAUGGAGGGGCUACUGGUAUGUUGAUAGUUGUGACUGGUGCAAGCCAUGUCACAUACGGAUCUAGAGGAACUGGAGUGCCUGCAAGAAUUUCAAGAAAAAUGCAAAAGAAAAAUCAAGUAGUUAUAUUACUUGACCCAGAAAGACAGUUCAUUCGCAGCGAGGGAGAGGUUCCUGUUGCUGAUUUCUUGUGGUAUUCUGCAGCCAGACCCUGUAGCAGAAAUUGCUUUGAUCGGGUUGAGAUUGCUCGGGUUAUGAAUGCUGCCGGGCAGCGGCGAGAUGCCCUCCCCCAGGAUCUUCAAAAGGGAAUUGAUCUUGGUUUAGUAUCACCAGAGGUGCUGCAGAACUUCUUUGAUCUAGAGAAGUAUCCUCUACUUUCAGAACUCACUCACCGUUUCCAGGGUUUCAGGGAAAGAUUGUUGGCAGAUCCCAAAUUCUUGUAUAGAUUAGCCAUAGAAGAAGGAAUCUCAGUAACAACUACGGUAUUAGCACAGUAUCUAAAGAGGAAAGAAAACUUCUUUCAAGAGCUUGACUAUGUUAUUACGGACUCUGUCAGAGGAUCAGUUGUUGAUUUCUUUACAGUGUGGCUUCCUGCACCAACUUUAUCAUUCAUUUCCUAUGCUGAUGACAUGAAUGCGUCUGAUAACAUUAGUUCUCUAAUGGGACUUCUUGGCUCCAUCCCAGACAAUGCAUUUCAAAAGAAUCCAGUGGGAACAAAUUGGGACCUCAAUCAUCGGAUUGCAUCAGUUUUAUUUGGUGGUUUAAAACUCGCUGGUGUUGGAUUUAUUUCAAGUAUUGGAGCUGUGGCUUCAUCAAACUCUCUGUUUGCAGUUCGUAAAUUACUUAAUCCAGCAAUUAUCACUGACCAACAGAUUGCAAGGUCACCAAUACUCAAAACAGCAGUUGUUUAUGCAUUAUUUCUUGGAAUAUCGGCAAAUCUCCGUUAUCAGAUAAUUGCUGGGGUAGUGGAGCAUCGGAUUUCUGAUCAGUUUGCUUCCCAAACCUUUCUUGUAAAUUUGCUAUCUUUUGUAUCACGGACAAUCAAUUCUUACUGGGGAACGCAGCAAUGGAUUGACCUUGCACGCGAUACUGGACUGCAAGUUAGAACGACCGAGUCACCUGACCCACCUGCUUCAGAUUCUCCAAAUCAAGCUGCAAUCUUAUGCAACGAAUCAGAUUCUCCAAAUCAAGCCGCAAUGUUAUGCAACGAAGCAGAAGAAGCCAGCAUCGAUGAGAUUAAAAGUGAAUGA
This is a messenger RNA of Vicia faba (fava bean), 2265 nucleotides long. The record is from the annotation of a GenBank genome assembly. NCBI's taxonomy places the organism in Eukaryota, Viridiplantae, Streptophyta, Magnoliopsida, Fabales, Fabaceae.